AUGGGACUCACAGUGGAUAUACUCGUCACAUAUGGCGUGUCCUCGGCGGGUAUCGACAUCCUGAGGUCCCUUGGUUUGGUGACAGUUUCCGAUCUAGCUACUUUAGACACUGAUUCCUUGGCUCAACAAGGGUUUAAUAGAAAGGAUGUGGAUACUCUAACUCGACUAGCGGUUGAGGUUGGGCAAGAGAGUAUUAAUGAGAGAUUUGAAGAAAUUCAGGAGGAACUGAGGAAAGUUUAUGAUCUCGGAGAAGAUCAUCUCCUACCGAUUAAAAAUACCUUUAUCAAUUUCCCACCGUCACAACUGCCCUCGUCUAAGAAAACUCCCCAGAGUUGCCCAGUUGACAUGUCCAUGACUCUUCCGAAUUCGCUUCAUACUACUGUUGGUAAGGAGAGUAAUUUGAGCCCAGUGGCAUCGUCUCACAGUCAAGAGAGGUCGGGGCUUUUAAAUUUGGAUUUACCUUUGUAUCCUAGCAUAGGGUCGAGGUUGCAUGCUUCGGGAAUGUGCAAACCUUGUGCAUGGUAUUAUCAUGCUUGUGGGUGUCGCCACGGUGCACAAUGCGAGUUCUGUCAUUUGUGUCCUCCUGGUGAACUAAAGCGUCGUAAGAAGGAGAAGUUACAGAUUAUAAGAUUGCUGAAGCAAACUGAAUUGCAUCAAGACGGAGCACAAGAGGAUCUGCACACUGGGGAUCAAUAUGGAGCGAUGGGUAUGUACAACACAAAUGCAUCGACGAGCGAGGAAAGUCAUCAUAUGAAGUCUAACGACUCAGCAUCUCGUCGUCAUCAUAAUCAUAAUCACAAUCGAUAUACUCCCACUGAUGGAAGUAUUGAGGAAUUUUCUCAAAAUCUGGUGAGCACGGCAUUCUAUGGUAGAGGGUGUCCUCCUGGUGAACUAAAGCGUCGUAAGAAGGAGAAGUUACAGAUUAUAAGAUUGCUGAAGCAAACUGAAUUGCAUCAAGACGGAGCACAAGAGGAUCUGCACACUGGGGAUCAAUAUGGAGCGAUGGGUAUGUACAACACAAAUGCAUCGACGAGCGAGGAAAGUCAUCAUAUGAAGUCUAACGACUCAGCAUCUCGUCGUCAUCAUAAUCAUAAUCACAAUCGAUAUACUCCCACUGAUGGAAGUAUUGAGGAAUUUUCUCAAAAUCUGGUACUAUGGGAGGACAAGCCUGUAGUAGGGCAUAUCUUGGGGUGGUAUGAUGCCUCUGGCAUAGCUGCCCCACGUGGCAAAGUUAGUCUUAAUAAGACGCAUCUUGGUGUGGCAUAG
Molecule: messenger RNA, 1266 nt
Organism: Perkinsus marinus ATCC 50983
Lineage: Eukaryota; Perkinsozoa; Perkinsida; Perkinsidae
Exons: 9
Coding region: 1-1266 (421 amino acids)
Source: RefSeq, a predicted model, not a curated record